AACGCCGGCAAUGCGCUGCAACCUUCGGCCGGAGUCGCACGUACACCGGGACAGUUUUAUUUAUUUUAUUUAUAGUUUAUAACUUGACGAAAAAAUGAAAAGCCUACUUCUUGCUGUCGCCCUGACCUUAGGAUUAGUCACUGCUCAAGAAUUCAGCUGCCCUGAGAAGAAUGGAUACUUCUCGGACUCUUACCAAUGUGACCUCUAUUACAAGUGUGUGAAAGGCAAAGCUGAAGCAAAACUGUGUCCCGACGGCCUAGUGUUCUCCGAUGAGAACCCUACCAAGGAACGAUGCGACAUCCCCUCCAAUGUCGACUGUGGCGACAGAAAAGAACUACAGGAGCCCCAGCCCACUAAAGGUUGCCCGCGACAGAAUGGCUACUUCAAGCACCCUGACCCUCAGGCUUGCGACAAAUUCUACUACUGCUCAGACGGCAUCCCCAACGAGCACCCCUGCCCCCCCGGCCUCUACUUUGACGAGGAGACCUCCAACUGCGACUGGAAGGAUGCAGUAAACCGCCGCUGUGACCAGAUCACCAAGGAUGUCUUAGACGACGGUUUCUCCUGCCCCGAAGGCGAGGUGAUGGGCCCCAACGGCCGCGCUCUGCCCCACCCCACCUACCCCCACCCCGAAGACUGCCAGAAGUUCUACAUCUGCAGGAACGGCGUCCAGCCGCAGAAGGGCAGCUGUCCAUCGGGCAAGGUCUACAACGAGGACACGUUCACUUGUGACGACCCUGAGAAGGUUCAGGGAUGUGAAAACUACUACGACGGUCAACCCCUGGACAAGAACAAAUUGCCGAAGAAAGCGUGAAGGGUGUCAUAAUAAUUUAAGUUUAAGUUACUGAACUAGACUAUAUUUUAUGUAAUAAAAUGUAAAAUAAUUAUUAUUUUAA
Molecule: messenger RNA, 896 nt
Organism: Ostrinia nubilalis (European corn borer)
Lineage: Eukaryota; Metazoa; Arthropoda; Insecta; Lepidoptera; Crambidae
Product: protein obstructor-E-like
Exons: 7
Coding region: 95-814 (239 amino acids)
Cellular component (GO): extracellular region
Molecular function (GO): chitin binding
Source: RefSeq, a predicted model, not a curated record